CCUCCCCUGUUUUCCUCCUCUGCGUUUUUUUCAAGGUGAACCUUUGAUUCUCUAUAAACUCUGUUCUUCUUCUUCUUUAUCUUCAGAAUUUUACUAAACCUAUCAAAAAAAAUCAUUACUUGAAUGGAAAUCCCAUUGCCUCUGAAUAAGCUAUCUCUACCAUCAAUAACCAAUGGGGAUAGUGUAUAUGUCGUUUUCGUAUCUACUGGAAGCUUCAAUCCUCCUACUUUGAUGCAUUUACGCAUGUUUGAGCUGGCCAGAGAUGCAUUGAAUUCAGAUGGGUUUUGUGUUAUAGGAGGCUAUAUGUCACCUGUAAAUGAUGCAUACAAGAAAAGGGGCCUUAUAGCUGCUGAACAUCGAAUCGAGUUGUGUAAUUUAGCCUGCAAAAGUUCUGAAUUUAUAAUGGUUGAUCCUUGGGAGGCAAACCAAAGCUCUUUUCAGCGCACUCUAACUGUUUUGUCUCGAGUCAAGAGCUUCUUGACUGAGGGUGGACUGAUACCCAAGGAAUCCCUUAAAGUCAUGCUUGUUUGUGGUUCUGAUUUACUUCAAUCUUUCAGCAUUCCUGGCUUUUGGAUCCCGGAGCAGGUUAGAUCCAUAUGCAAAGAUUAUGGUGUGGUUUGUAUUCGCAGAGAAGGACAAGAUGUGGAAAAAAUCAUCACUGAUGAUGAAAUUUUGAAUGAAAACAGGGAUAACAUUAAAAUUGUGGAUGAACUAGUACCAAACCAAAUCAGUUCAACAAAAUUGAGGGAAUGCAUUUCAAGAGGAUUGUCUAUAAAAUACCUGACCGUAGAUGAAGUCAUUGAUUAUAUCAGAAAACACCAUCUGUACUUGAACUUGGAUGAAAAGUGAUGAUUGAAUCAACAAAUCUUUAAAUUCUUAUCUGUAAAAGACCAUAAUUCUUUUAACUCUUUUCUGUAAAAGACCAUAAUUGAUUAAAUAAACAUGGUGGCUUACAAU
This is a messenger RNA of Theobroma umbraticum, 957 nucleotides long. RefSeq names its product nicotinate/nicotinamide mononucleotide adenyltransferase (gene NMNAT). Gene Ontology annotation, molecular function: nicotinate-nucleotide adenylyltransferase activity; nicotinamide-nucleotide adenylyltransferase activity. The record is from RefSeq and is a predicted model, not a curated record. Lineage: Eukaryota; Viridiplantae; Streptophyta; Magnoliopsida; Malvales; Malvaceae. Gene Ontology annotation, biological process: NAD+ biosynthetic process.